GUAUGCUAGUCACACAGUCGUGUUACUUGAAGACAGAUGCAACUGUCCUGAUUAUCUAAUUAUAUAGUCGAAUAAAAAAUAAAACGAAAUCUAGUGACAUCUUUUCGCAUAUAUGUAUAUAAAAGUGCUUCAUUAUAAAUAUAGACACAAUAAUUCUUUACCUUAAAAGUGUUAACUAGCGGUAAACGAGCAUUGUGAAAUUAUUCGAAAAGUAAAUACAAAAUGGAUUAUUGUCUAGACAGAGUUUUAUCAGAGAACGUACAAACAAAUGCGGUCGUAGACUCCCGGAUGCUUCCCCCCUUGUAUGAAAUGGAUGAUUAUUUAGAAUGCACACAAGAUCCGUAUAAUAAAUACUGCAAUAUCGAAGCACAACUAGAUAGGUCUUCUCUAAGUGAAUAUUUAAAUGAAUUUAUUGAGAAUUCCGACAGAAAUCCAUGGACAUUUGAUAAGAGGGUACUGCACAGGGCCCUUUGUAUACCUAACCACAAAAACCAAAACUUACUUGAUAUUUACAGACACUCGUCUAUAGUUAUAAACGAGAAAAUAAAAUCGUACAAUAUAAGUGCUCAAAUUGAUACUGCAGUUUGUACCAAAGUUCACCCAGAGAUUAAUACAUACGAUGCGCUCUAUUUGGUAUUAGUGAUAUCGUAUGCGUUAUUUGUAACAUUUGGAACUAUAUACGGAAAGAAGUUUAGACAAGAAAAAGGUAUAAAAUUAAUUAUAUCCAAAUUGUCACUAAUUCAUACAUGGAAACAAAGAACCAAAAUACCAGACAACAUUGAUUACCAAAAGUUACUAAGUAUGCAGGGAAUCAGAUUAUUUUCAAUAUCACUGAUUGUUAUAAUUCAUCUUAUAUUAGGAUAUAACUUUUCAUAUAUUCUUAAUCCAGCUGAGUACGAAAAGAUUUUCUCAUUAAGUCUAAUACGGGCGGUAUCAUUUUUGGCGAUAUUUGUCGUACUAAACUUUUUCUUGAUAUCUUCCUGGUUAUUAUGCGUACAAGUCUACAAUAUAUUUGAAGAACAUGGAAAACUUUCAAUAGUUAAUAUAGGAAUACUUAUUGUAAAUAGAUAUUUUAGGUUAGUAUCAACAGUGGCGGUUAUUAUGCUCACCAUACCAACUAGCUGGAUGAUUCAAUUCACAGGGCCUUCAAACUUUGCUGCUAUUGUAGAAUCUCAACAGGCCUGUAAAGAUAAUUGGCUGUUUUCGCUAAUGCUUAUAAGCAAUUUUAAUUAUUUGUUUAAUAUUUGUAAUCCUGUUACCUGGUACAUAUCGGCUGACUUUCAACUUUAUGUAGCCAAUAUACUAGUCAUCUAUAUUUAUUUUAAAUUAAGAUUAAAUGGGCUGAAAUAUUACCUAUCCCUUUUACUAGGAGCUGUUUUACUGCAUGCUUUAUAUCUAUAUAAUUAUGGUGCUGAUAAUAUUUAUACCCCAUCAUUAAGAAAUCUGGAAAUGAGAAACUUUGGGAAAUCAUCUUCAAUUGUUGUAUCAUACAUGUCAACCAGCUCUAUUUGGCCUUCAAGUCUAAUUGGUAUUAUAAUGGCACAUAUUUAUUACGGUAUUAGGAACACUUACAUCCGAAAAUCAAAGAUAAUAAUUUAUUUAUGGUCGAUGGCAUUUUUCGGUCUUCCUGCUAUAGCCUUAUAUUUAAGUAGCAUCAUUCCAAAUGGGUAUGCCCCUAUAAUAUUGGGAUCAAUCGUAAGACCUUUAUAUACACUAGGAGUUGCUGUGGGAAUUUUAGGAAUGUCUCAAAAUAUUGGUGGUGCGCUACGAAAGUGGUUGAAGGCAAAAUAUGUAGUAUUUUUAAGUAAUUUUACUUACUGCGUAUACCUCACACAUUUUGGCAUCAUUAUAAUUUUAAAUAGGUAUACCUAUUCACCCCUCUACGUCAACUUCUUCAGAAUGGUACAAGAUGGAAUUAUAGUUUUAAUAUUAAGCUUUGUGUUUGGUAUUUUCGUAACUCUGGUGAUAGAGGAACCUGGAAUAAUGCUCCAAAAGGCAUAUUUACCUCAAAUAAGCAAAUGGCGAAAAAGUUCUCAUGAAGCUAAAAACACUGAGUUAAAAAAAUUAAAUAAAUAGUUAUCUUCCUAACUAGUGCGAAAAGUGAUACUUUCCGCACGAGUUGAUAUUUUUUCUAGGGCCGUACGUUUGGAAAAAACCACAAAAAAUAGAGUUAUAUAUCAAUUUUUAUUUAUGAGUGAAAAUUCACAAAUUAAUACGUUCUUUGACAAGGUUGUCAAAACCAAUCUUUCAAUAAAAUUGGUUACCAUGACGACGAAAUGGGUUUCCAUGACGACGAUUCAAAAUCAUUGUAAGUCUACUGAUUUGACUUUUGACUAUUAUGUCAAAAUCAUUUUAUUUCUAAUUGCAUAAGAGCUCUAAAAUUAUCGAAUUUUUUCCGAGUGACAGUUUUAAUUUCACGACCCGAAGGAGAGUGAAAUUAUGUCAAAGUGUCACGAGGGCAAAAAUUCGAUAAUAAUUUUAGAGAUCGAGUGCAAUUUGUUGCGAAUAUUUCAUGAAUAAAAUUGUUCAAAACCAAAA
Molecule: messenger RNA, 2538 nt
Organism: Diabrotica virgifera virgifera (western corn rootworm)
Lineage: Eukaryota; Metazoa; Arthropoda; Insecta; Coleoptera; Chrysomelidae
Product: O-acyltransferase like protein
Exons: 12
Coding region: 223-2076 (617 amino acids)
Molecular function (GO): acyltransferase activity, transferring groups other than amino-acyl groups
Source: RefSeq, a predicted model, not a curated record